Ziziphus jujuba (common jujube) is the source of this 1333-nucleotide messenger RNA. RefSeq names its product alpha-soluble NSF attachment protein-like. The record is from RefSeq and is a predicted model, not a curated record. Bases 187 to 1059 code for a protein of 290 amino acids. Gene Ontology annotation, biological process: intracellular protein transport; SNARE complex disassembly. Gene Ontology annotation, cellular component: vacuolar membrane; SNARE complex. Gene Ontology annotation, molecular function: soluble NSF attachment protein activity; syntaxin binding. The transcript has 9 exons. NCBI's taxonomy places the organism in Eukaryota, Viridiplantae, Streptophyta, Magnoliopsida, Rosales, Rhamnaceae.
GAAGAAGAAUCAUAAAUUCGACUAGAAGCAAACUAACCAUAAAGUUAAUAAAGAGUGGGACCCGCUGUGAAAUUUCCGUCGGAACAGCCGUCAAAAGGUCCCCCAACAACUAAAAUACAAAUGGCGUAAGGUUCUUCAUUUCGUUUUUUAUUUCGAAGUCUCAAAAAAAAAAAAAAAAAAAAAAAAAUGGCGCAGCACAUAACGAAAGGAGAGGAAUUCGAGAAGAAGGCAGAGAAGAAGAUCAACGGCUGGGGUUUAUUCGGUUCCAAGUACGAAGAUGCUGCUGAGCUCUACGCUAAAUCCGCCAAUCAAUUUAAGCUCGCCAAAUCUUGGGAUAGAGCUGCAUCAGUUUUCAUCAAAUUGUCUAACUGCUAUCUGAAGGUAGAUAGUAAGCAUGAAGCUGCUUCUGCUUAUAUAGAUGCUGCAAAUUGCUAUAAAAAGACAUCGACUCAAGGGGCCAUUUCAUGCUUAGAUAAAGCAGUGAAUUAUUUCCUAGAUAAUGGCAGAGAUACUAUGGCUGCAAAAUAUUGCAAGGAGAUUGGUGAGUUGUAUGAGCAAGAGCAAAAUAUCGAGAAGUCUAGUUCAUAUUUUGAGCGAGCUGCUGAACUUUUCGAAAACGGAGGGCAAGGAGCAACUGCUGCGAACCAGUGCAAGCUAAAAGUUGCUCAGUUUUCUGCUCAACGUGAACAAUAUCAGAAGGCAAUUCAGAUAUAUGAAGAGAUAGCACAACAGUCACUCAACAAUAAUUUGCUGAAGUAUGGAGUUAGAGGUCAUCUUCUUAAUGCUGGGCUUUGCCAGCUUUGCAGGGGAGAUGUUGUUGCCAUAACAAACUCAUUGGAGAAAUAUCAGGACUUGGAUCCCACUUUUUCUAGAACUCGAGAGUACAAAUUUUUAGCUGAUUUGGCUUCCGCAAUUGAUGAGGAAGAUGUUGCAAAAUUCAGUGGUAUUGCCAAGGAAUUUGAUAGCAUUAGCCCAUUGGAUUCCUGGAAGACUACUCUUUUGGUGAAAGUUAAGGAAGCUCUAAAAGCCAAAGAACUGGAGGAUGACGACUUGAUCUAAACCAAUUACGCGUCGAUUUACUUUCCCAUUGGAAAGAUUGGUCAAAGGGGUUGUAUAUGAUAGUAGCCUGACGAUCACUUGCCUACCAUUUUCAGCGCUUUUUUCUUUGUGGCCUGUAUCGUCAUAUGAUGUAUCUUUUCCAUUUCUAGAAAUGUGCGUAGUAGGACUACAUGAUACCUUGAGAGUAGAGUUUGUGCACGGAUAUUCUUUGCUGUCUGAACACCAAAUUAAUGAUUCUAGUAAAUAAAUAAAUAGAUGGGUUUUGUUGAUCUAA